AGAACUCUAAUUCCUGAUUGGCCUGGGAAGAACAUACUCAAAAAGGGCUUUGGGGACCAAGCAGAGAGCCCCUGAAUCUAAGUCCUAUAUAUCGCCAUUGCCCAGUGGUUCCCCACUGCAUUCUUUUCUACUCCCUACCCUUGCCAUCGCAUUGCAACUGUUGCUCUAGGUUGUAGGAGGUGAAUCUAAGCUGACAGAUUGUUGGAACGGGGCAACAAUGGGGAUCAUCAACUGGAUGCAGAACAGGCUCCAUGGGAAGACGGAUAACAGAAGCUUUGAUGGCGCAGCCGCCGUCAGUUCAUCUCGCGGUGCCGGAGUCUACGAAACCCAAGGAGUCACUUAUGAAUCGUCAGAGAAGCAUCUCAACGCCGAGCAAUGGCCUCAGGGCGGCCUCCUCUCCAUAGGCACGCUCGGCAACGACGAGCCGCCUCCAGCACAACAGGAGGAGGACCUGCCGGAGUUCACCGUGGAGGAGGUGAAGAAGCUCCAGGACGCCCUCGCGAGGAUCCUGCGGCGCGCCAGGUCCAAGUCCAGCGCCCGCGGCUCCGGCGCCGGCGAGGACAGGCCGCCGCUGGACAGGUUCCUCAACUGCCCGUCCUGCCUGGAGGUGGACAGGAGGGUUGUUCAGACGACGAAGCACGGCGACGGCGACGGCCACUCCGGCGACCUCUCGCCGGACACCAAGAUCAUACUGACCAGGGCCAGGGACCUGCUGGACAACAGCAGCGGCAGCGGCAGCAUCAAGCAGAAGUCAUUCAAGUUCCUGCUCAAGAAGAUGCUUGUCUGCAAUGGCGGCUUCUCUGCGCCGGCUCGGAGCUUGAAGGACCCUGUGGAAUCGAGAAUGGAGAAGUUCUUCCGGACGAUACUUGGCAAGAAGAUGAAUGCCGGGUCGGGCAAUGGCACUGCAUCUUCGAGGAAGAAGUACUUGUUGGAGGAUGGAACCAAGGAGAAGAGGCGAGGUGGUCGUCGUCGUUGUGGCUGCGAAGACGAGGAGAGGGAAGAGAGCUGCAGGUGGGACAGAACAGAUUCUGAAUUCAUUGUUUUGGAGAUUUGAAAUGGCAAGAGUUACGACAAUGGCUCGUUAUCAAAAAGGAGCCAGGACAAUGGUCAUGACAUGUACACACUGUACACGUGAGAGCACGGAACCAAGAAGAUGAACGAGUCAUCGUUGACAGUUGAUCAGGGGUCCCUGGUAAAUGGCCACGACAGAGAAACAAAAAUGACCCCCUGCAAGCCAAGACCUUGAGUUGCCCUUUUUUUGUUUUUCUAUUUUUUGAGGUAACAAUCUCCUUUUCCCCCAUAAUGUGGAUAUGUAAAUUCAUUUUGCUCCACGUAUAGUUGGGAUGGAAGGAUUUUCCAAAUCAGCUUCUAUGGUACAUAGA
Setaria italica (foxtail millet) is the source of this 1382-nucleotide messenger RNA. RefSeq lists its product as uncharacterized. The transcript is spliced from 5 exons. The record is from RefSeq and is a predicted model, not a curated record. Gene Ontology annotation, biological process: regulation of growth; gravitropism. The coding region runs from base 218 to 1054 and encodes 278 amino acids. Lineage: Eukaryota; Viridiplantae; Streptophyta; Magnoliopsida; Poales; Poaceae.